GUCGGCGCACUGCACAGAUCCGGGGCUAAAAAUAAAGUAAAAGCAAAAGGCCAUGAAUCCGAAUUCAUGGCUUUUUCUGUUUCUUGAUAGAAGAGAAGUGGUCUUUGUCGCCUGUUAGCUGAUCUAUCAGCUGUGAUUUUCUCCAAAACGGUGUAAAAUGAAAAAUUGUCAAAGUACUGAAGACCAAGUUUAUUUCAAAGCUUUUCAUUUUUGCUUCGAAGUGGAGUAGAUCCAGUAAGGAUAGAAGAUAACAGGUUGAUAAGGAUCCAAAUAUAGAAGAAUAAAAAGGAACAUCAUGGGAAAAUCAGAAGUUCAGUCAUUACCAAUCCAUCGUCCAGAAACAAAACUCAUAUGUGUUCCUGCCAAUUGCAAGACUAUUGAUGUCACACAUUUCAUAGAUGCUUUUGGGAAGUGCUCUGUUGUAGAUGAGUUAACACCUCCAGAUACUCCUGAAGAACGUGAUGUAGAGGAGACCAUGGAUAUUCCAAAAGGCUUCGAGAUAUUCUCCCACCAAGUUGCUGGCCAUAAGGAUGGGAAAAAAUAUAUUGGUAUGCUGAAACAAGAUGGAACAAUCUUCAAACCUAUAAUCAAAAAAGAAUGUGGAGAGAGGGAGCUUGAUGUUUACAACAAGUUACAAACUUCAAUGGACAGAACUUUGAUACAAAUGAAAAACUUGGUGCCAAAAUAUUUUGGAAUGAGGAGAGUUCUUAUGAAUGGAACCGAAUAUGAAUGCUUAGUUUUAGAAGACCUGAUAAAAGACUUUAAAGAACCUUGCAUUAUGGACGUCAAAAUUGGAAAGCGAACUUGGGAUCCAGAAGCUACUUAUGAGAAAAUUCUUUCAGAAGAGAAAAAGUACCAUGAGUGUAAGAAAGACUUAGGAUUUUGUAUACCUGGUUUUCAAGUCUACCAAAUCAAUACCAAUCAGUUAGUGAAAUAUGGAAAAGAAUAUGGAAACACUCUAACUAAGGAUCGUGUUGUAGAUGUCAUCCGGACCUUCCUUAACGCGGAAAAUGGCAAAGUUUGUCGGAGCCUGAUAGUACAGUUCUUGGCCGCGCUAUGGCAAAUCCAAUACUGGGUCAGAAACCAACGACAGAUGAGACUGUACUCAUCCUCAGUACUUCUCGUAUAUGACGCUAGACGACUUCGAGAAAAAUCGAAACUCAUCAAGCCACCAGCCCCACUGAAGCUAUCCAGGAAAGGUAGUCUCUACAGACCGAUGAGCAUGGCUGCCUUGAACAACGAAAGGAUUCCGACUGGAUUCAGCGGACAGCUGACCAAGGAUGGGCCUAUCUUGCGCACGCCCAGAAUGCCUAACAAGGUCAUGAAUCUGGAGGUGCCUAGCUGCGUCAGCAACAACACGUGGCAUAAGUCGAUCCACACUCUGAAAAGAACCCACUCUUUCCAGAACAAUUACGACAAGGACGUGCAAUGCAGGAAGCAAGACUAUACUUAUCUUUUGGAUGAGUUAUGUACUGAGGAGAAAUCGGAGUGCUGGGCAACGGCCAAAAUGAUUGAUUUUGCCCAUGUGUAUCCUGCUGAAAACUGUGAUAUAGAUAAAAAUUAUUUGGAUGGAAUUGAAAAUUUAGUUAAUUUAUUUGAGGAAUUUCUAUUUGAGAGUGACUAAUAUUUUUUUAUGCUUGUCAAGGCUAUUUUCAUCACAUAACAUCACAAUAUUUAUUCUUGUCUACAACUUGAGUUUUUAUUGACAUUAAAUGAUGUAAUAUUUCAAGUAAUAAAAUCUUUUUGAACUCAA
Messenger RNA from Phaedon cochleariae (mustard beetle), 1753 nucleotides. NCBI's taxonomy places the organism in Eukaryota, Metazoa, Arthropoda, Insecta, Coleoptera, Chrysomelidae. The record is from the annotation of a GenBank genome assembly.